GUAUCCCGUCACGUGCUAUCACAUGAGAGAGAAACAGAGAAUGGCUGCUGUUCCUUCUGAUCUCUUUCCAUUUCUUUACAAAUUUAUGAUCAAUAAUUCUCUCCACAAGACUGCCAGAUCUUUUAUAAAGGAAACCAAAUUUACCAUUCCCUGUACUAAUGAUACUGGUACUACUGAUGACGGACUCUUAGAUUUUUAUAUACACUACAAGAAGAAUUUGUCUUCUAGUCUCAAAAGGAAGGCCUCAGAAAUGGAGUCAUCAACACACAAAGCAAAGAAAAUAAAAGUAGAAGUUGAAUCAUCAAAUGAAGGGAGAGAACCGCAAGGUGGUGUUAAGAAGAAAGGUAAAGUGAGAUCCAAAGAAAGAAAGAAUUCAGGAGAAAGUGAUGGCAAGGAAAAUGAAGUUGGAGCUCCAGCAAAGGAAGAAACUGAGGGUGAAGAAACAGCUCCUAAAAGAAAGAAAAGUAAAACGCCAUUGAUGAAAGAAAGCAUUCAUAAUGGAGGAGAGACUUUUACAGUCUCAGAUGAAGAGACCUGUAAAGAGGUUGUCAGCAGUUUAAUGAAUCCAGAAAAGACUUCAAAAAAGAAGAAAAAGAGCAAAGCACUAGAAACAGGAGAAGAAGAGGAGAGACAGAGCCAUUCAACACCUACAGUUCCUUUCAGACGUGUUGAUGACAGUAUUACUGUGGACAUGAAACUUAGCAAUAACUCUUUUGAAGCUAAAAAAGGUUCUAAAGGUUCCUGGGGAGAGAAAGCAAACAAAGACUUUAAACAUACAAAAGGUAAAAGCUUUCGUCACGAAAAGACAAAAAAGAAGAGAGGAACUUAUAAAGGAGGAAUGAUAGACACCAGUGUUAAUAGUAUCAAAUUUGAUAGUGACUGAUCAUGAUGAUCGUAAUUAAUUAAUUAAUUGAAAGCCACACCCCUAAAUUGAA
Molecule: messenger RNA, 935 nt
Organism: Amphimedon queenslandica
Lineage: Eukaryota; Metazoa; Porifera; Demospongiae; Haplosclerida; Niphatidae
Product: nucleolar and coiled-body phosphoprotein 1-like
Exons: 8
Coding region: 23-883 (286 amino acids)
Cellular component (GO): nucleoplasm; nucleolus
Molecular function (GO): protein binding
Source: RefSeq, a predicted model, not a curated record